AUGGGUGGAGGAGGAUCUAGUGCAAAAUCCAGUACCAGCCAGCCUCAGAAGUAUAUUGACUCCGUUUCAUUCAUUCCAGCAGCAGUUUUCUGCACUUCAUCUUUCUUCUCUUUCAGGAUCAAGGCCAAGAGAUCACAGCAUUUCUCGUCAUUCCGAAUAAUGAAAGAAUUUUCCAGAAUAAUGCAAGAAUUGGACUCAAGGAUCGUCUUACUAUUGAUGUUUCUCCUUGAUCUAGCUGCUUUUGCACUUACAAUGGCCGCCGUUCAGACGAAGACUAAAGCAACACUACACCAAUCAGUUGAUGGCACUAUCUAUUGUGUGUAUAGUUCAAACAUUGCGAGUAGAUUUGCUGUUGCAUCUAUGUUUUUACUUUCAGUCAGUCAGACUAUAGUAACUGUUGCAACCCAAUGCUUAUGCUUUGGCAAGAUUCUAAGGCCUGGAAAUUGGAGGAUAUCAGCAAUAAUGUUAUUCAUCACUUGCUGGAUAUCAUUUCUUGUUAGUGAAAUGUUCUUGUUCUAUGGUUCGGUAAAGGAUGCAAGCCUUACAAACUAUAGGCAUUCGAAUAAUCUGCCUUGUUUCACGUUAAGCAGUCGAGUGUUUGGAAUUGCAGCUCUUCUUAUUGUUGUCACUGCCACUGCCUCUCAAACCUAUUAUGUUAGCUAUGUCAAGACCGACGGAAGCAAUUCCCUUCCUUCGACGACAUCAAACACUAGUAUAGGGAUGGGAGCUUAUUAA
This is a messenger RNA of Impatiens glandulifera, 735 nucleotides long. RefSeq lists its product as uncharacterized. The record is from RefSeq and is a predicted model, not a curated record. The coding region runs from base 1 to 735 and encodes 244 amino acids. NCBI's taxonomy places the organism in Eukaryota, Viridiplantae, Streptophyta, Magnoliopsida, Ericales, Balsaminaceae. The transcript has 5 exons.